Molecule: messenger RNA, 1047 nt
Organism: Chaetomium strumarium
Lineage: Eukaryota; Fungi; Ascomycota; Sordariomycetes; Sordariales; Chaetomiaceae
Exons: 1
Coding region: 1-1047 (348 amino acids)
Molecular function (GO): protein binding
Source: RefSeq, a predicted model, not a curated record
AUGGCCAUCCCCAAACAGGAGGAUGCGCUGCUCCGAGUGGCCGCAUACCGUCGUCGCGACUUGGAGUUUUCCGUCCUGCACUCUCUUCCCGAGGUGCACGAGCCGGUUCUUCCAUCCAUCGCUCGGGCAUUCGCAACGGCGCCUGUCUCCAGCCUCGGCGCUCUCACUUUCCACCGGCUUCCUACUGAGAUCUUGGCAUUGAUUUGUCUUUUCCUAGAUGUUCGCGCUUGCUUCAGAUUCCGCCAGGUCAACAGGGCGGCUCGGGCUUUGGUAUCCGGCCUAGUGGAAUACCGAACUGUCGUAUACCACGGCCUGGAAGCCCUCCGCGCCAUCCUACGAACCCGGCUUGACCCCCACUUCACUUUCCGUGAUCUCUACCAGUCCCUCUGCAGCUCGAAAUGUCAACCCUGCGGUGCCUUUGGUGGAUUUCUCUUCCUCCCAACGGCUGUGCGCUGCUGCUUCAAGUGCCUCCGGAACUCCCCGCAGCUUGCACUUCUGGAUUUUGCCCGACUACCGACGAUACCAAGCCUGAGAAAAGCCACAUUCUUCAGAACCCCGCGCGUGACCCCAGGGGUGCUGCGUCGUCUUAUGCCUGUGCUACAGACCAUGUCAGUCUACCGGUAUUGCACGAAAAACGGCCCCCAACACAGGCGGAUUGACCUUGUCCCCGCUGUCGUCGCCAGCGAAGUUCUCAAAGGACUAGGCGCUACUUCUGCCGACUUAGAAAAGUGCCAUUGGAAAAUGCGGGCGUACCCGUACCAGGGCGAUGGCUUGUCCAUCAGGUACAUGGCCGCAACCGCAUUUCCUUUUCUGGACCGCGUCUCGGGCCGAGUCGAGUACGGCGUUAGCUGCAGGGGUUGUUACGUUGCUGCAAUGGCGCACGGCUCCGAGCAGAACUUUGACUGCUCUGAUCGAGUGUAUUCCAGGAAAGGCUUCUUAGAUCACUUUCAGUCAUGCCCCGAAGCACAGCGUCUCUGGACUGGAAGCUGCGAGGGCACGGUCGUUCUUGACGGGGCCGAGCUCACGACGAAACGGGCACCUGAAUAA